AGAUGUUUCUUAAAUGUCAAGCAUGUGAGUUCAAUAAAAGUAAUAAAAGUUAACAAAAAAGAAGUUUAAUAUCAAACGAACGGGUGUUUGAUAAUGCUGAUAACCCUAACAGUUACGCGACACGUAAAAUAUAUUUUCGGUCGCCUCCCACUACAUAUUGUAAAACGGCAUAAAUUUGAAGAACGCUGGAAGAGAAUCAAAAUGUCGAACGCGACAUUACCGCCAUGCAGAAGCGAUCCAGUCAUAAUGAAACUGGACACACCGGAGUUCCACUCAAUUUUCACUCCAGAGUUAAAUACACUCAGUGAAUUAUUCAAAAAGUAUGAUCACGAGAUACGAGUAGCAGGAGGCGCUGUGCGUGAUAUUUUAAGAGGGAUGAGACCCACGGAUCUCGAUUUUGCGACAACAGCAACUCCAGAGCAAAUGAAGGAAAUGUUUACGAAAGAAAAUGUAAGAAUGGUGAAUUCCAACGGCGAAAGACACGGUACAAUAACCCCAAGAAUAAACGACAAAGAAAACUUUGAAGUCACAUCGCUCAGGGUUGAUGUAGUCACAGAUGGGCGACAUGCCGAAGUUCUUUUCACAAAAGACUGGAAGCUCGAUGCGAACAGAAGAGAUUUAACCAUUAAUUCAAUGUUCCUUGGAUUCGAUGGAAGUGUUUAUGAUUAUUUUUAUGGAUAUGAUGAUCUCAAGAAGAGAAAAGUCGCGUUCGUGGGAGAUGCUGCGACCAGAAUCCAGGAAGAUUAUCUCAGGAUUUUGAGGUACUUCAGGUUUUACGGGAGGAUAGCAGAAAAUCCACAUAAUCACGACGAGAGUACAAUACAAGCAAUUAAAGACACUGUCGAAGGUCUCGAGGUAAUCUCUGGCGAGAGAAUUUGGGCCGAAUGGGCAAAAAUCUUGACCGGAAAUUUUUACAGAGAGUUGAGCCUAAAAAUGUUAGAAUGUGGCUUGGCCAAAUAUGUGGGCCUUCCGGAUAAGCCCGACAUUGAAAAUUUCGAAAGAGUUUGCAAACGAGCAUUAGCUGAAAAUAUUUCCUUCAGGCCUAUCACUCUUAUAACAUCAUUGUUGAAGAAUCAAAACGAGGUGAUGGAUUUGCACGCGAGAUUAAAAUUCUCCGCGUUCGAAAGAGACUUGGCCACUUUUCUCGUCGAGCACAGGGACGACAUCACUUGCGAGAAGCCGUUGAAACCUUAUUAUCUUAUGGUUUUGAAUACCAAAGGGAAGGUCAAAGUCAUGACGGAGUAUAUAAUUGAAUUGUUAAAAUACAGAGGACAAUUUGAUCUGCUCAAGGAGUUUGAGAAUUGGACGCUGCCUCGAUUUCCAGUCGGUGGUUCGAUGCUUAGGUCCCAUGUUUCACAUCCUAAGCAAAUAGGAAAUUUACUAUCAGCCUUAAAAGAAAUUUGGGUAGAUAGUGAUUUUAAAUUGACUCAGGAUGAAUUAAUGAAAGAGGUACCGCGAAUUGUUUCUGAUAUAGAAGAUAGGAUAGUUGAAAAUAAAUAGUUUCCGAUUUA
Molecule: messenger RNA, 1511 nt
Organism: Belonocnema kinseyi
Lineage: Eukaryota; Metazoa; Arthropoda; Insecta; Hymenoptera; Cynipidae
Product: CCA tRNA nucleotidyltransferase 1, mitochondrial
Exons: 3
Coding region: 94-1500 (468 amino acids)
Biological process (GO): RNA processing
Molecular function (GO): RNA binding; nucleotidyltransferase activity
Source: RefSeq, a predicted model, not a curated record